UUGGAGGAGUUUUGACAGAUUUUUUACUGUUUUUGAAUAAAAAAAAAAAUCAUAAUAUGGGUGAAUGUAGUUUUACAAUUAAAGAAGAGGUACAUAUUGGGUAUGAGGAUGUGAAGUUGGAAGAAAAAUUAGGGGUUUUUGACGUUUCUGAACAAUUCAUAGGUGAAAAAGAGGUUCAUGAAACAGAAAAAUAUACAAUCAAGAGAGAAGAAAGUUCCUCAAACUGCUUGGUUACAGAAGAUGAUGCUUUCAAUUUUAAAGAUCAUGAGAAAGAUCCCAUAAAUUCUGUUCAUUUCAAUAUUGAGGAUAACAACUGCCACAAAUAUGAACAUGUAAUCAAGAAAGAAGAAAGUCCCUCAAACUGCCUAGUUACAGAAGAUGAUGCUUCCAUUUUUGAAGAUCACAAGAAAGAUCUCAUAAAUUCUGUUGAUUUGGAUAUUGAGGAUCACAACUGCCACAAAUAUGAAUAUGUAACAACAAAAGAAGAAAGUCCCUUAAACCGCCUUGUUACAGAAAAUGAUACUUCUAUUUUUGAAGGACACAAGAAAGAUCCCAUAAAUUCUGUUGAUUUGAAUAUUGGGGAUCACAACUCUGAAAAUGCAUCAAGAGAGAAAUGUAAACUUGAUGCAUACUCGAAAUAUGUUCAUCAAGAAAUGAAGUCUCACCAGUGUCAUUUAUGUGACUUUGUCUCGAGUAGAAAAAGUAAUCUUAAGAGUCAUAUCAAGUCUCUUCACUUGAAAAUAAAGAAUCACAAAUGUCAUAUGUGUGAAUUUGCAGCGAGUGAGAAGCAUAAACUUGAAUUACAUGUGAAAUCUGUUCAUUUAAAAAUUAAGGAUCAAAAGUGUCACUUAUGUGACUUUGUCACAAGUGGAAAAAGCAGACUUCAGAUUCAUAUCAAGUCUAUUCAUUUGAAAAUAAAGAAUCACAAGUGCCACAUGUGCGAGUAUGCAUCGAGUGAAAAAGGUAAAGUUGAUGCACAUGUGAAAUCUGUCCAUUUGAAAAUUAAGGAUCAAAAGUGUCACUUGUGUGAUUUUGUCACGAGUGAAAAAAGUAGACUUCAGAUUCAUAUAAAGUCUAUUCAUUUGAAAAUAAAAAAUCACAAGUGCCACAUGUGCGAAUAUGCAUCGAGUGAGAAACGUAAACUUGAUGCACACGUGAAAUCGGUCCAUUUGAAAAUUAAGGAUCACAAGUGCCACUUAUGCGACUUUGCCACAAUUGAAAAGAGCAAACUUCAAGAUCACAUCAAUUACGUUCAUUUGAAAAUAAAGAAUCACGCUUGCUUAAUGUGCGACUAUGCAUCGAGUGAGAAAAACAAACUUGAUAUACACGUAAAAUCGGUACAUUUGAAAAUCAGGCAGCAUAAGUGCCAUCUAUGUGAUUAUGUUGCAAGUAGAAAACAAACCCUUCAAAUUCAUAUCAAAGCUAUUCAUUCUGGAAUUGAAAAUCGCUAGUGUUCAAUGUGAAGAUGUGCAUAUGGAGUGAGAAAUGUAAAUUGGACCUACAUGUUAAAUUUGUUUGUUUGAAAAGAUACAGAAAAGAGUCAUCUACGUGAUUGAUAUUUGAAAUCAUGUAAAUUCUGUUCCUUCAUUGUGAAUUCAAUGACUGGGUGAAUAUUUUGAUCUCUGUGCAAUAUUUAUUUAUCUAAAUUUAUUUUUACCUUCUCAUUGUAAUCAAAGAAUAUAGAGUUAUCCUUACUCUAUAAUCUUUGAUUGUAAUGUAACACAAGUACUACUUGUGUAAAUAUACUACAAAUGGAAAAAUCUUUAAAAUGAAAGAAAAAAAGUGUUAUUAUAUAUGAGUAUGUUGCUUGUAGAAAAAAUGGCCUUGAAAACUCUGUUAACUAUGUUCAUUUAAUAUGCAUCAUGUGGAAAAUGUGAACUUGAUGUAUGUGAAAAUUUGUUGAUUUGACAAUUAAAUAUUUUAAUUACCUAGAGGUGAAAUUAUUGUUCUGAAAUGUAUUAUCAAAGAGUUAAUCCUGCUUUUAACACUAUGUUUUUGUAUUUACAAAUCAAGAGAAGAUUCUCCGUUAUUGUCUGAUGAAAGGAGAUCGAGGAUCCGAAAUAUAGACAAUUAUUCAAUUCAUACUCACCAUGAUAUAUAUUUGUUACACAUUAUCAUUUAAAAAAAAAUUUGUUUGAUAGUU
Molecule: messenger RNA, 2143 nt
Organism: Coccinella septempunctata (seven-spotted ladybird)
Lineage: Eukaryota; Metazoa; Arthropoda; Insecta; Coleoptera; Coccinellidae
Product: zinc finger protein 711-like
Exons: 2
Coding region: 57-1451 (464 amino acids)
Biological process (GO): regulation of gene expression
Cellular component (GO): nucleus
Source: RefSeq, a predicted model, not a curated record